UUCGAUUUACCAACAUGGCGGUGUAAACAAAAACAUGUGGACUCCUGUCUUGCUGCCAACCUGAUAAAUUGUACAGAAAUAAGACAGUCAGACACACGGAUUCUUAAUCAAGAUGUUGACAUAAUGUCAAAAAGGAGCACAUUGCAGGACAAUUUGUUGGUAGACUGGGAAAUCUUUUGCCCUAUAGGACCAAAACUUGCAUUUCAUGUUGCCUGUGUGUUGGGAAAUUAUCUAUAUGUUCAUGGAGGGAUUGAGGAGAGAUACAGUACUCAGCCCUGCAGUAAAAUCUUCAAGCUGAAUCUGGAUACCAUGAUAUGGAACGAAGUCCGAGUGGAAAACAGUCCAGCUCUUAGUCAUCAUGCUUGUAUCCCAAUGGCUGAGAGGUACAUGGUUCUGAUUGGUGGUUGGAAUGGAAAAACCAGAACAUCAGCUGUGGUGAUUUUUGAUGCAGAAAAACAGGAGUGGAUCUACCCCAGAGUGACGGGGUUUCCAGACGAUGCCGGACUGAGUUCUCACACGGCCUCACUUCUGAGGGAUGGGAGUAUAAUAGUGAUAGGAAGGGAGGGAACUCUCCGUAUGCAGCCAGGCAAGGAAUACACGGGCAAUGUGUACAUGUUAAAGGGAAGUCCAGAAUCCAAUGAGUUCCAUUUUGAAGAAUACAGCCGAUUCACUGAAUCAAGGUCUGGACAUACAACAAGUUUCAUUGGCCCUACUCUAUACAUAAUUGGAGGAAGAAGUGAUCAAUUGCUAGAAGUACAUAAAGGCUACAGGAGUGGACAUCCCAAAAAUAAUUUAAUGGAGAAAAUCAUCACAAUCACAAAAUCCUUACCGCCAUUGUCAAAAAUGCCAGGAGGUCGCAAGUAUCACAUUGCUGUAGAAGGUUCAUCAACCAUUCUUCUCCAUGGUGGGGAAACUUUCAGAGGUCAGAAUUCGGAGCCCGUGGGAGACAUUCUACUGAUGACCAAUAAACCUAACAUUAAUUUCUACAAAGUGGGGACCAGCAGAGUGGUGAGGGCCGGCCAUGCUUGCUGCAUCUCCCAGGACAAAAUCCUGUUUCACGGAGGCUUCAGUGGCAAGGAACUCAUUCAUGGGGACACUAGAGAACUGAGGAUCCUCUGAUAAAAAAAAAUUGUAAUCUGAUGUGAUGAUUUUAUGAUCUGAUGUGAUGAUUUGGCCAGUGGUUUUUAUUUGUUUUUGAUUGUUACAUUGUUGCUUUUCUUGAAAAGUUUAGUGGGUUUGUUGGUAUUUUUAGAAUCUGGUUGCUAAAUUGAAUAUUUUGAAUACUUUGACGUGCAUUAUUUUGUAAAACUGUUUACCCUUUGCCAAAUUGUUUCAGCCAAUUUUACUACCAUUAUGGUUGCUUCUUAAGAUUUUCAUUUGAUGAUAAAGUUUAUAUUUAAUGACUUUCUUAGUGCCAAGAUUAAAUUACAAUUCAUGCUUUCCAUUUGUUACAUGGAACAUGUAAAGCAUAUGAACAUAUAUAGCAUAUAUUACCUUAUAUAAAAGGAGCACUAUUCCCAUAUGAGUUGUGAGUGGUGAACAUUUUAUGGGGGAGGGUGUUUACUUCAACUUCAGCUGAGGGUGUGAGAGAUGUCCCCUUUGAGUAUAUAUUUAUGCUCCAUUAUGUGCCAUGUAAUGCAAACUCCUCGCAAUUUAUGUUGUUUUUUUUUUUUUUACAUACUAAUGUGAUCUCAUAGCUGCAAUGAUUGUGCCUCAAUAUGGAUUUGUGAUACAUAUGUGUACUAAUUUUUUAAUGAAGUUUCUGUGAUAAUAGUUUUACAAUGUACAUGUAAUAUGAAAUCAUCUUUAAUGGCUUAUCAUUUUACAUAUGCGUUAUGAUUCAGUUCUUUAAAAAUUCAAUUUGAAGUGGCCAAGUGCUUAAUGUAGUUUGUUAUGUAUAAUCUGUAUCAGAAAUUAGGGAAAUAAGUAAUAUGUAAAGGAUUAAAAGAAAUAUGUAAAUUUUUGCUAGUUUAACAAACUUAGUUAAUAAAACUUUUUGUUUUAUAUUUGAUAUAGAAAUAAAUAAAUUAUGCAUUAA
Messenger RNA from Saccostrea cuccullata (small rock oyster), 2038 nucleotides. RefSeq names its product kelch domain-containing protein 9-like. The transcript has 3 exons. Gene Ontology annotation, molecular function: cyclin binding. The coding region runs from base 124 to 1119 and encodes 331 amino acids. The record is from RefSeq and is a predicted model, not a curated record. NCBI's taxonomy places the organism in Eukaryota, Metazoa, Mollusca, Bivalvia, Ostreida, Ostreidae.